Bacillus rossius redtenbacheri is the source of this 3548-nucleotide messenger RNA. Its product is annotated as calcitonin gene-related peptide type 1 receptor-like. Gene Ontology annotation, biological process: cell surface receptor signaling pathway; adenylate cyclase-modulating G protein-coupled receptor signaling pathway. Gene Ontology annotation, cellular component: plasma membrane. NCBI's taxonomy places the organism in Eukaryota, Metazoa, Arthropoda, Insecta, Phasmatodea, Bacillidae. The record is from RefSeq and is a predicted model, not a curated record. The transcript has 14 exons. Gene Ontology annotation, molecular function: G protein-coupled peptide receptor activity. The coding region runs from base 151 to 1566 and encodes 471 amino acids.
AGUAGCGGUCUUUUCGCGGUGCGGGACGGUCAGAGAGAGAGAGAGAGAGAGGGCGCUAUUAAGUCCGGUCUGCCCUGCCGGUCAGUGAACAUAUAAAGACAAACUAAAAACAAAUCACACACGCACGCGCUCGAACAUCCGAGAUACGUUAUGACUACUACCACGCCGGUUCCUGUGGGAAUAGUGACGCUCGGGGGCGACGUGAACGACUCGACCACGCACGACCAGGUGGACCGAAUCAUCCACCGCCGGGAGAUGGAGUGCCUUGUGAUGCUCAAUAGCUCGACUAUGGCAACGCCAGUCUCCGAGCUGUACUGCCCCGGCACAUUCGACGGCUGGUCUUGCUGGCCGGAUACACCUGCAGGAACGUCCGUGCAGGUUCCGUGUCCGGAGUUCAUCACCGGCUUCGACCCCAGCCGCAUGGCGCACAAGGAGUGCAACCCCAACGGCACGUGGUACCGGCACCCCACGUCCGGCCACGUGUGGUCCAACUACACCACGUGCAUCAACCUGGACGACCUCAACUGGCGGCAGCACGUCAACCGGAUCUACGAGAUCGGCUACUUCAUCUCCCUGCUGGCGCUGCUGCUGUCCCUGUUCAUCCUCUACCACUUCAAACACUUCCGCGUCGAGAGCGCUCGCUUCGCGACCCGCGACACCUUCUGCGCGCGGAGCUACCUCCCGGUGCGCUUCACUGUCAGUAGUUACGUCGAGAGCCUGCGUUGCGCGCGCACCACGCUGCACAUGCACUUGUUCGCCUCCUUCGCCGUCAACAACGCCCUGUGGCUGCUGUGGUACCGCCUGGUGGUCAACCACCCGGACGCCAUCAUGAACAACGGGGUGGAGUGCCAGGUGCUGCACGUGAUACUGCACUACUUCCUGCUGGCGAGCUACGCGUGGAUGCUGUGCGAGGGCUUCUACCUGCACACCUUGCUGGUGAACGCCUUCAUCUCCGAGUCGCGGCUCGUCAGGUGGCUGUGCGUGCUGGGCUGGACCGUUCCCGUCCUCAUCAUCGUGGUGUACACGGCCUUGAGGGCGGCCGGCCCGGGCAAGGAUACCUCCGAGUGCUGGAUCAACGAGAACAGGUACUCGCUGGUGCUGGCGGUGCCCGUGUGCGUGUCCAUGGUGCUGAACCUGGGCUUCCUGUGCAACAUCCUGCGCGUGCUGCUGGUGAAGCUGCGAGCCGCCCCCCACGUGGGCUCGGCGCGGCCUUCCAGCACGCUGCUGCAGCGCCAGCACGUGAACGGCCGCGCCGUGUUGCAGGCGGUGAGGGCGACGCUGCUAUUGGUCCCGCUGCUCGGGCUCAACUACCUGGUGACCCCCUUCCGGCCGCCACCCGGACACUACUACGAGAAGACCUACGAGGUCAUAUCCGCGACCACCGCCUCCUUCCAGGGCCUGUGCGUUGCGAUAAUGUUCUGCUUCUGCAACGGAGAGGUGGUGGCGCAGGUCAAGCGGAAAUGGCAGCACCUCAUGUUCCGGCCGCGGGCGAACUCUUGUACCGCAACCACGGUUUCGGUACGUCAGACAACUUCUCGACUGCUGGCUUGUGACCACGUUCGUUGAAAACGGAGCCGGAUGUUUGGUCAAGUUCUGUUGAAACCAUCUUGAAGAGCACUCUACAAUAGACUGACAUAUCUGGACAGCCAAAACUAGUAAUUUAGGAUGGAUCUCCUCCUACCAGUUUGUUCUACAUGACACUAAAAACCUGGAAGGUUCUUGGAAUAGUUGUAGUUUACUGAUGCCUUCUAGCUGGUACAUGUCCAUUCAAGAAUUUUCUGAACUUUUUUUUUAAUUUUCAGGAACGUUAUCAAACCUCCUGGAAAAUUCUAGAACAUGAUAAAACCUUCCAGAAGAUUCUAUAACAUUCUGGAACAUUAAAAAACCUUAUGAAAAAUUCUAUAACAUUAUGUAAAAUUACUGCAACUUCAGCUCAACUCCCAGAUGCUUCGCAGACUUCCUAUUGGUGUAAUUUUGAGGACAACAUUCAAAUGCCUGUUUUAAAUAUAUAAAAAUAUUACUUUAUAAAUAUGCUUACUAUAUUAUAAUAUUGCCUACAAAUUCUUUUAAUUACCAAAGAUAAAUAUUUGUUGCAAGAUGUACAUAUCAUUGUGGGAAUAAGUCAUAAUAGCGGACAGUGAAAUGAGAUGUUUGAAACCCCAUUUAAUUGAAUAUUAUACGAGCUAUGGCAUGCCAAAAAAAAGUUAGCAUAAUAAUCACCAAAUAUGUAAAAUUUGCCUGUUUCAAAUUUUCAUUUAGUAAAUAAAUGGCCAUAAAAGAUCACAUAAUAACUUAAUAAGAUAAUAAAAACAAAAAUUAUUACCAAAACUGAUAUUUAAAAUGUUGGUUCAGGGUCUGGUAAGUUAAAGGAACCACACAGGCCUGAUAAUUAAAGUCCAAGGCCAACACAAAUAUGCCAAAAAACAUUCAAUUUUUGAACUUAACACAAUAAUUCGAACUGAACCAAACUGUGUAAAUUUAGAACUUCGCCCAGAACUACAGAGAAGACCAUCGCACGGCAUUACCAGUUAUCAAAAACUUAGCUUUUGACAAAUUUGAAACACUAGCAAACAUAAAAAAAAGAAACCUGAGAGUCGGAGAAGGCUUAGAAAUAAACGGUCCCAUAAAAAAAAAUGUACCAGUUGCAAUUGUAUACAGUAGAACCCCGAUUUAACAAAGUGCUAUGGUUACCGAAAAUUUUUACUCUAAAUUGAUGUUUCGUUAAAUCCGAUUUACCGAUUUUCAAUGACCCCCGCACUCAUAAUUGCGUCCCUACGUUUCCAUAUCGUAGACAGGGUCGACGCUGAUAUCUUGUGCUGCCGUGCUAUCUCAGACUUCGUCAACUUUACAUCUUCAACGUCUUUUAAUCUCGCUCGUACGGCCCCCGGUUCGUACGUACACCUCGGUCGUACAUACAGAUUUUCAGAAACCGUGAAAAAUGAGGCAUAAAAUAAAAGUUUAAAAAUAUGUAAAGUGUAAGAAAUACGUUAAAGUGUAUUAAAAUACAGUCGCAACCUGCAGCGUUUAUAACAAAUACGAGCUACAUACACAUUGCGUCACAGUAAAAAAUAAAAAAAUAAAAAAAUUGGCCGCAAAUUGAUGGAAAAUUUCCGUCAAUAGCGCGCCGUACGCGGAGAAAGGUCAUUGUACUCGGUCAGCUGCUAUUACGGCGCGGCGUAGCCGCCGGCUGACUCUCUUUGUUCGCUGAGCAGCGCAGCACUUAUAAAAAACGUAUUCCAAAAACUAAACACCGUGCACAAAGCUCUUACUGAGAAUAAUAAAGCUGUAGCAAACCGUAUGUAUUCGGUACUGAGUAACAGGUGCGGCAUCUAGUAACGAGUAACGAAACGUUACACACGACUGCAUCUCGUUACUCGCAUUUUUCGUAUGUUUUACGCAUGCGCGCGCAUAUUCGAUGAAUUUGCGUUACAAAGAACGAUGUUUGUUUAUUAAUUAAAGUAUAAUUUGGAAAUUCGUCGUCAAAGUUUUUUACUGUUUAUUAAAGGUAUUGUGUGUGUAGACAAAGUUUGAGAUUGGAACAGAAACAA